CUCUCCCUCUCAACGACACCCUAACCACCACACCACUCCCAAACAACUCCAACUCCAAACCCAACUACAACAACAAAAACCAAAAGAAAAUGGGUGCCCCUGAGUCCGAAUCCCCCGCCGCCGUCCAGCAGCAAAAUGAAUGGGCCAACGGCUUCUGGGACUGCUUCUCACCCGCCGGAACCUGCUUCUGGGGCUGCUGUCUCCCCUGCUGUCUCUUCGGCAAAACGCAAUCUCGACUGGACGACCCCCAGCUCAAAGAAUACAGCUACAUGAACGGCAACUGCUGCCUCUACUACCUCACAGCCCAAGUAGGUUUCCACUGGGUUCUGCUCAUGAUCCGCCGCGGCGAGAUCCGCCAGCGCUUCGGCAUCGAGGGCUCCGGCGUCGGCGACUGCUGCUCGUCCUACUGGUGUCCGUGCUGCGUGAUCAUGCAGCAUGAGAAGGAGAUCGAGGCCCAGAGUGAGCGCCCGCAGACCGGGUAUCAGGCUCCCACGGGUAUGGCUUAUGCUCCGCAAUGAUCUCUUUUUUCGGACGUAAGUAUGUGUGUGUGUGUAUGGGGACUUGGGGGUUCUUGCUAGUGAUCUAUGGCAGGGGGCUUUCUUUCGUUUGAUGGUAUUUUCUUUUUAUUUUGAUAUUUGUUGAUGGUUUGGGUUAGAUUCCUCUAUGGCUUGGGCUUUUUCUUUCUUUUUUUCUUUCUUUUGUGGAUAUUUCUUUGGUGGUAAUGGUGGUAAUGGUGGUUAAUGAUGAGGGGUUGAUUGAUGGUUAUGAGUUUCAGUUAGUCUAGUCUCUGUCUGUUUACUAUGGUAUAUGCUAGA
Aspergillus pseudonomiae is the source of this 815-nucleotide messenger RNA. RefSeq names its product PLAC8 family protein. The transcript is spliced from 3 exons. The record is from RefSeq and is a predicted model, not a curated record. The coding region runs from base 90 to 518 and encodes 142 amino acids. Lineage: Eukaryota; Fungi; Ascomycota; Eurotiomycetes; Eurotiales; Aspergillaceae.